Lontra canadensis (Northern American river otter) is the source of this 2599-nucleotide messenger RNA. RefSeq names its product bone morphogenetic protein receptor type 1B (gene BMPR1B). Gene Ontology annotation, molecular function: ATP binding; SMAD binding; transforming growth factor beta receptor activity, type I. The transcript is spliced from 13 exons. The record is from RefSeq and is a predicted model, not a curated record. Gene Ontology annotation, biological process: dorsal/ventral pattern formation; protein phosphorylation; cellular response to growth factor stimulus. Gene Ontology annotation, cellular component: plasma membrane; signaling receptor complex. The coding region runs from base 573 to 2141 and encodes 522 amino acids. Lineage: Eukaryota; Metazoa; Chordata; Mammalia; Carnivora; Mustelidae.
UAUUUCCAGGCAGGCACAGGGCUGCUGGGUAGUGAGCCAAUCCACAGCUUUGUCUGAGCAGCUGAGAACUUUGCCGGAGUAUUACCACGGUGUUCAGUAACACAGACCUGUGCCAUGAGCAACUAAAGCACCGAGCAAGUGUCAGGGUCAAUAUUUAUAGACCACUACGUAGCUGCCUUGCAGAGAGAGAAAACGGGAGAGAAACACACACACAGAGGGCAAGGAAAGACAGACUGCAGUGGGGAGAACAGUAAUUUCCAGUAUUUUUGCUUAUAAAAUUCUUUAUCACUGUCAGGUUCAAACUUCUGCUGAAUCAUAACCAUUCACCGCUGAGCUAUGACAAGAGAGGAAACAAAAAGUUAAACGAGCCAGCCUGCCGUAAGUGAGAAGGGCCAUGACCAUCAUGAGGGCGGGAAAACGACCUCUGGGCCUUGAGGUUUGUGCAUCAGAGUCUGAAUAACAAGUGAUGCUGAAGCUGAUUCAGGGGGCCAACACUAUUGGAAAAGAUUACUAUAUACAAAUCUCUAGGCCAGUGGGGAUGGGAAAGAUACUGCCCAAGGAAAUUUACAGAAAUGAAAACAAAAUCACGUCUGAUCUGUGAUCAUCUUAUAGUUGCAAAUUUACUUGAUAACAUGCUUUUGCGAAGCUCAGGAAAAUUAAAUGUGGGCACCAAGAAAGAGGAUGGUGAGAGUACAGCUCCCACCCCUCGUCCAAAGAUCUUGCGUUGCAAAUGCCACCACCAUUGUCCAGAAGACUCAGUCAACAAUAUUUGCAGCACAGAUGGAUAUUGUUUCACAAUGAUAGAAGAAGAUGAUUCUGGGAUGCCUGUGGUCACUUCUGGAUGUCUAGGACUAGAAGGCUCAGAUUUUCAGUGUCGGGACACCCCCAUUCCUCAUCAGAGAAGGUCAAUUGAGUGCUGCACAGAACGGAAUGAAUGCAAUAAAGACCUUCACCCCACCCUGCCUCCCCUGAAAACCAGAGAUUUUGUUGACGGACCUAUACACCACAAGGCCUUACUUAUAUCUGUAACCGUCUGUAGUCUGCUAUUGGUCCUUAUUAUUUUAUUCUGUUACUUCAGGUAUAAAAGACAAGAAACCAGACCUCGGUACAGCAUCGGGCUAGAGCAGGAUGAAACGUACAUUCCUCCUGGAGAAUCCCUGAGAGACUUAAUUGAGCAGUCUCAAAGCUCAGGAAGUGGAUCAGGCCUCCCUCUGCUGGUCCAAAGGACUAUAGCUAAGCAGAUUCAGAUGGUGAAACAGAUUGGAAAAGGUCGCUAUGGGGAAGUUUGGAUGGGAAAGUGGCGUGGCGAAAAGGUAGCUGUGAAAGUGUUCUUCACCACAGAGGAAGCCAGCUGGUUCCGAGAGACAGAAAUAUAUCAGACAGUGUUGAUGAGGCAUGAAAACAUUCUGGGGUUCAUUGCUGCAGAUAUCAAAGGGACAGGGUCCUGGACCCAGUUGUACCUAAUCACAGACUAUCAUGAAAACGGUUCCCUCUAUGAUUACCUGAAGUCCACCACCCUCGAUACAAAAUCGAUGCUGAAGUUAGCCUAUUCUUCUGUCAGUGGCCUGUGUCACUUACACACAGAAAUCUUUAGCACCCAAGGCAAACCGGCAAUCGCCCACCGAGACCUGAAAAGUAAGAACAUCCUGGUGAAGAAAAAUGGAACUUGUUGUAUAGCUGACCUGGGCCUGGCUGUUAAAUUUAUUAGUGAUACGAAUGAAGUUGACAUCCCACCCAACACCCGAGUUGGCACCAAACGCUACAUGCCUCCCGAAGUGUUGGAUGAGAGCUUAAAUAGAAAUCACUUUCAAUCUUACAUUAUGGCCGACAUGUACAGUUUUGGACUCAUUCUUUGGGAGGUUGCUAGGAGAUGUGUAUCAGGAGGUAUAGUGGAAGAAUACCAGCUUCCGUAUCAUGAUCUUGUGCCCAGCGACCCUUCUUACGAGGACAUGCGAGAGAUUGUUUGCAUCAAAAAGCUCCGUCCCUCAUUCCCCAACAGGUGGAGCAGUGAUGAGUGUCUAAGGCAGAUGGGAAAACUCAUGAUGGAAUGCUGGGCUCACAAUCCUGCAUCAAGACUGACAGCCCUACGUGUUAAGAAGACACUAGCCAAAAUGUCAGAGUCCCAGGACAUUAAACUCUGAUGUGAGGAGAAGAAAUAAGCGUCUCUGGAGAAAGCCAGGAGAUAUUCUUCUGUUCGUGGGCAGAGCAGAAGAUGUUCCAGAAGUAUCCACAGUACAAGCCUUGAACAUCAUCCUGCUUCCCAGUGGGUUCAGCCUCACCUCUCAGGGAGCAGCCUGGACAAAGAGAAGUUCCCAGAAACACGUUCUCAUCGUAUCUGUCUGUAGGAGGGAGAAAGUGCUUGGGUAACUCGUUCAAGAUACAUGAUGCAUGUUGCUUUCUAAGAAAGCCCCAUAUUUUGGGAUUGCCUUUUUUUUCCCCCCCAAAAGAUGCUUUAAUUUUGCCAAAAUAGAACAAAUCAUGUAGAAGUUUUAAGGUUUAUACUGUUAUAGUUUAAUAAAUAAUAGCAACGAAAGUUCUUCCCAGAAAUUCUGCUGGAAGGUAAAUUUUAAAAUACCUUUUUCCAUUAGUGAAAAUACCU